CGCUUAAAGAUUAGUUGUGUCAUAGAUUUCGGUGGUGAAUUGUUCCAAUAAUUUUUUGUACGCCGAUCAAUUUAUUUUAAUCGCUUCGUUUAAAAUUUCAGUCAAUUUGACAGAAAAAUAAGAAGUUAUCUUUUACUUUAAGAUAAUAUUUUUAAUAAUGAUCAAUUCAGAAGAGAAGACUGUCAAUGAUACAAUUAAACCCUGUAAUGGAUCAAAGACACUUUCAAAUGCCGAACCGGAGAAAUAUUCAUAUCCAAAACGUGUAUUUCUUAUCUUUGGAAGCGAAUUCUGUGAACGCUUCAAUCUUUAUGGUUUCAAAACAAUUUUGGUUUUUUAUUUGACUUAUAAACUGGGAUAUACUGCAAAUGAUGCGAGUGUAGUCUUCCACGUAUUUACUGCCGCGAUGUUUUCUACAACUAUGUUUGGCGGCAUCCUCUCUGACGUAUGGUUGGGAAAAUUUAAUACCAUUUUAUAUUUAUCGUUGCUCUAUUUAAUGGGAAGUAUCAUUAUUUCAAUCGGAGCCGUUCCAUUUAUUGACUUCUCACCAAACAUCGCUCUCAUGAUUGGCUUAGUUUUGAUUGCCAUCGGAGCUGGUGGCAUUAAACCGUGCGUUGCAGCUUUUGGUGCUGACCAAUUCAAAAUGCCAGAACAAGCACACCAAAUUGCCCCAUAUUUUUCAUUGUUUUACUUCACAAUGAAUGCUGGUGCUAGCCUUUCCACUGUCAUUACUCCACUUCUGAGAGCAAACGUGCAUUGUUUUGGAGAUAAUGAUUGUUAUUCACUUGCUUUCGGAGUUCCUGCUGUUUUAAUGAUUAUUUCCAUCGUAUUUUUUGUGAUAGGUAAAUCGUCGUACACUCAUGUCAAAACAUCAUCAGAAAAUAUGAUAAUUCGCAUGUACAAAUGCACAAAGCAUGCGAUUUCCGCCAGAAGACGCGAAAAAGGAGAUAAAUCACAUAAAAAUCUACUUGAUUACUCUAUAGACAAGUAUGGAGCUGAAUUCAUUGACGAUAUAAGGAUCCUCUUGCAGAUUUUGGUACUCUAUUUGCCGUUUCCUAUCUUUCAUGCGUUGCUCGAUCAAAUUGGAUCUCGAUGGAGUCUUCAAGCCAGCAAUAUGAAUGGUGAUCUUGGGUUUUACACCAUAGAACCAGAUCAAAUGCAAAUGUUGGACGCACUUAUGUGCCUAACGUUUGUUCCAUUGUUCGAUACCAUACUUUAUCCAAUAAUGGGUAAAAUCGGUAUUCGACAACCAAUUCAUAAAAUAAUAAUUGGUGGAAUUUUGAUUGGAUGUUCGUUCUUGCUCGCCGCAUUUCUCGAAUUUUCUAUUGUUAGGUCACCUGAACAUUCGAUAAAUAUGUUGUGGCAAAUACCACAGUAUGUAAUUUUGACGUUGGGUGAAGUUAUGUUUUCGGUAACCGGAUUAGCAUUUUCUUAUGACCAAGCACCUGCAAGUAUGAAAUCUGUCGUACAAGCAUUUUGGCUUUUAACUAUUGCAUUUGGUAAUGUUGUUUUUGUGGCUGUAAUCAAAAUGAAAAUUGUUGAAACACAAACAUUUGAAUUCAUUCUAUUUGCUGCUUUAAUGUUUAUUGCACUUUUUAUACUUGCGAUUUUGGGCAAUUUCAAUAGAAACAUUUCACAAAAAGCUAAUGCAAGCAAUGUUCACGAAUGUGAAAGUAUCGAAACAAUCAGUAUAAAAAAAUAGACAAAAAAUAAAAAAAACGUAAUUUGUGCGAAAAUUAUAAUACUGCUUGAAAAUUUAAAUAAAACUCCAAUGUAUU
This is a messenger RNA of Contarinia nasturtii (swede midge), 1775 nucleotides long. RefSeq names its product solute carrier family 15 member 2-like. Gene Ontology annotation, molecular function: dipeptide transmembrane transporter activity. Bases 158 to 1699 code for a protein of 513 amino acids. Gene Ontology annotation, cellular component: membrane. The record is from RefSeq and is a predicted model, not a curated record. The transcript has 5 exons. Gene Ontology annotation, biological process: transmembrane transport; oligopeptide transport. Lineage: Eukaryota; Metazoa; Arthropoda; Insecta; Diptera; Cecidomyiidae.